UAUACCAUAUUUCAUACGUUCAAUAUAUGUCGUGGAAAGGUGCUUGGAGAGUAAACGUAUUCCAGGCAGUUGCAGGAGGCUGUCUAUCUAAGUCUGGGCUAUAUGUCAAGAACAAACAGCCCACACAUCCCCCUACUGCUUCUCGCCUAGUACUUCCUGUUGAGAACCCAGAUUGGAAGGCAGGUGACUCCGAUGACAGAGCUGGGCCCGACAUAGUGCUCAUCACUCACCCUAUUGACUUUGACUUCGAUUCUGGAAAGCAUCUUAACAUGUCAUUUGAAGACACUGGAAGAUUUGGCUCAGGAGGUUUCGACAAACUAAGCCGUUUUUAGGGGUUCAGUACAGUUUACACCAAAUAUUAUUGCUGUUGGCCAGAGAACAGGAAGCUAC
Molecule: messenger RNA, 390 nt
Organism: Linderina pennispora
Lineage: Eukaryota; Fungi; Kickxellomycota; Kickxellomycetes; Kickxellales; Kickxellaceae
Exons: 2
Coding region: 27-332 (101 amino acids)
Source: RefSeq, a predicted model, not a curated record